UGACUCCUAGCUACUCACAAGUCACACCACUUACUUCUCUUGGAUUUUGAUCAUAAUACUUGCAUACGCAUCUCCAUCUCUUACCAUGGCUACUUCUAGAAUAUUCACCAUCGCUGACCCCAAAUUCAGUUUGAGCAUUCGGGAUGACAAGGUCAUUCUUGCCCCCACCAAUCCAAAUGAUCCCAAUCAGGUAUGGUACAAAGAUGAGAAAUACGCACAAGGUGAGACGGACCCCAAUGCCUUUGCCCUAGUUAAUAAGGGUACUGGUCAAGCCAUAAAACAUGCUACUGGACCAGGUCAACCUGUGGAGCUAGUUCCUUUCAAUCCGAAGAUUGUGGAUAAGUCUCUGUUGUGGAUCAAAGGAGUUGACGGGGUUGAAGGUAGCAAUUCAAUCUUGACGCUUAAUAAUCCUAACCUCGCCAUGGAUGCUGAAGCAGCGAACACUCAAGCAUUUGAUGGCACUUUAAUCAAGCUGUGGAAUUGGAAUGGUGGAGUUAACCAGUUUUGGAGCAUUGUUACCAGGGCCACUGUUAGAAUAUUCACCGUGGCUGACUCCAAGUUCAGUAUGAGCAUUAGGGAUGGCAAGGUUAUUCUUGCUACAACUAACCCCAGUGAUCCGAAUCAGGAGUGGUACAAAAAUGAGAAAUACGCACAGGGUGUGCAAGAUCAAAUGGGCCGCAAUGCCUUUGCCCUGGUUAAUAAGGGUACUGGUCAGGCCAUAAAACAUGCUACUGGAAAUACCCAACCUGUGCAACUAGUUGUUUUCAAUCCAAAUUCUGUGGAUAGGUCUUUGUUGUGGACCAAAGGAGCUGACUGGGUUGAAGGUAACAGUCCGAUCUGGAUGCUGAAUAAUCUUGAGCUCGCUUUGGAUGCUGAAGCAGCGAAUACUAAACCAUUUGAUGGUACUUUAAUCAAGAUGUGGAAGUGGAAUGGUGGAGUCAACCAGCUAUGGAGUAUUGUCCCCAACUGAUGGCAGGGGGAGCAAUUACUUUGGGGUUUCCAUUUCCAGAAGUUUGAUGUCAUUUUCCUUUAUAUCUAUGUGUGCUGCUGGUGUUGCUGUUCCUUGAGAAUAAAACCUUGAUAUUUGGUUGUUAUCAUAUCAAGGCUGGUGUUUGCGCUUGUGUUUGUGUGAUCCAGUUUGGGAAUAAUCACUUGUAUGGUUUUCAUGUUAUGUAUAUAUGAGAAUAUGU
Molecule: messenger RNA, 1190 nt
Organism: Tripterygium wilfordii
Lineage: Eukaryota; Viridiplantae; Streptophyta; Magnoliopsida; Celastrales; Celastraceae
Product: ricin B-like lectin R40C1
Exons: 7
Coding region: 86-970 (294 amino acids)
Source: RefSeq, a predicted model, not a curated record